AUGCCACACCCUUCUCUCUCGCUCGGCAAGCUCAAGACUGGUAAAAACCAGCAACGGCAUCGCAAGGCUCGCGGCACAAGCACUGAAGUUUCGCCCAUCAAACUUGGCCACUUUUUCAAAUCCGUUAGGCACCACCGUUUGAAGGGAAAGAUCAUGGUUGAGCAGCAGACGACUUCAGCUCCAUCACCCUAUCCUGAAUUUGAUAUGAACCUGUCACCUCCUUCCAGGCAGCCACCUUACGAAUGGAACACCGAUCAUUCGAGUCUUCUGCCAGGAAUCAAAAACACGCGCAUUUUCUCAGAGUCUGCUAGCCGGUCUACCACCGCUGAACAGAGCAUAGUCCCAUCUGAGGAGUCGUCACGUUCAUUGUUUGUUAUGCGUCCUUCGAAGACCGCUUCAGCUCUUCUUCCGAAGGCCCCUGUAGACCCCUUUGCAGACAACUCUGGUGCAUCUUCUGCUUUGAUGUCAUCUCCGUCUAUGUUUGAUCUACGUUCUCAUUCGGCGGGCGAUUACAUCGUGCGACAGCUUGGCGCAACCCUGGAAAAGCUCUCGCUGAGCGAGAGUCAGUAUGCUAAGCUUGAGGGGGACGUCCUUCCGAUCAAAUCCCUGAAUACGCGUUACAAUGUGCCAAAAUCGGUUCUAACCGUGACAUCCAGCUUCCAGGAUUCCCCAACGUCUUCUGAUAUGAUUGUCUCUCCUGCUCCCCUUUGUACCCCCAAGUUCAAAGACUCACUUGCGUCUGGAUAUCUUGCAAACUUAAAACAACAGCUGCAGGAGAAGCGAUGGCUGUGCAGGUUUGCUCGCUCCACAUCAGCCAAAACACACCUCGCCGUCGCACCCACCAUAUUCAUCACGUCUGUUGAUGCGAAGCAUCCCAAACCACUACGUUCCCCAGUUGGCCUUUUUGGACAAGUAAGCCACAUUAAAGAUUUGCUCAAUGAUCCUGCGCUUCAGCCACUGCCGCUAGCCAAUUCCCCGUAUCCUGAUGACCCAUUCAACGCGGAUCCAUUCUCCUCCAAUCAUCCCCUGCCUUCAACGCCGACUUCUGAGGAGACAGGAGAAGUCACUGAGCCUGCCUGGUAUCUGCCCGCAACGCCCUCUCGUGCACAUCUUGAACUCUUGCCAUCUGGUGGGGAGGAAUUCGCAACAGCCUUGAGCGCCACCAUCACCAAUCCAUUUGAUCUUCCGCCUUUCUCUAUACCGUUUAUGAAACCAAACCUUCUUGGCGCUUCGUCUUAUGACAAUUGA
Molecule: messenger RNA, 1248 nt
Organism: Suillus subalutaceus
Lineage: Eukaryota; Fungi; Basidiomycota; Agaricomycetes; Boletales; Suillaceae
Exons: 1
Coding region: 1-1248 (415 amino acids)
Source: RefSeq, a predicted model, not a curated record